CUUACAGCCUGUCGCGACUGCUCUACCGGCCCCUCAGAGAUUCCCCAGAAGGCAGUGGAGAGGGGGAAGAAGGGGGUCUGGGGGCUGUCUCCCAGGGUCUAUUUGGCUGGGAAAUCUUCCUGCCUCCGCCACCCCUGACAGCCGGACGCCGGAAAAGACUCGGGUCCUCCCUUCACCCUCACCCCAGCACCAUGGAGACUGGUCGCACAGGCCGCCUGGCACAUCAUGGCUGCUUCUGUCCAAACUGCGCGUCCCAAGGCGCCCUGAGGGCGCACGCCGAUUGGGGGAACACGCUGGCUUUGGGAUUCUGACAUUGGAAAGACCACUUGUAGUCCUGAGGCCUGCUGGCCUGGCUGGCCCUGAGGAGAAUUGGCUAUGGCAAGGAAGGCGGGCUGUGUCUCCAGGAGAGGGCCUGUGAGGGACAGAGGCCGCACCUGUGUGUUUUGGGUUCUGAUCCUGGCUAGUGAUUUGGCUGAACGGAGGUGGGCCUUCGAGGUCCCCACACUCACACCAGCAGGCCAACCUCCAGGUUGGCGGAAAUGGAGGAAGUGGACGGGUAGCGCAGGGCAAGGGUGGACUGUGUGACCCUAUUCGCCAUCCUGCCCCCGUUGGAGGAAACUGAAAGGCUACGUGUGCCUCCUGGUCAUUCAAAUUGUCAAUUUUAGGUCCAGAAGUGUCCAAACUACAACUUCUCAAAACUCUGAAAAAUGGCUCCCUCCGAGUUAAGCAGUUCUGAAAGGCAUUCUCUGGGAAAAGUCUGUGAAGGAGAGAGGGAUCUUCUUGCAAAUAAUGUGGUCUCAGGCAAAGACACAGCAUCUUGGUUGUCUGCUCAAAAAAAAAAAAAAAAAAAAAAAAGCCUAAACUCUUGGUGGAAAUUGAGUGUCAAGCUGCAAAACCUCAAAUGGCAGAUUAUCAUCAUUUAAGACCGCCUGGACACCGGAAAAGGAGAUUCCCUGAGCGCCUGGAGUUGGAGACAAUUCCUGGUUCAGAUUUAAACAUCUUUGGAGGUCUGCGGCAAGCGGCCAUUGGCGGCGGAGCGUCACGUGACCUCGGGGGCGUGCCAAUGUGCGCCCUUACGGGUGUCAAGCCCCUGUCAGAGUGUGCGAUCAAGAUUGUGAGACAACGCGAUGCAAAAAGCGACCUACUACGACAGCGCGAUCUACGGUGGCUACCCCUACCAGGCAGCCAACGGUUUCGCUUAUAAUGCCAGUCAGCAGCCAUAUGCGGCAUCCGCUGCUCUGGGCUCUGAUGGCGAGUAUCACAGACCUGCUUGCUCACUCCAGUCUCCCGCCAGCGCAGGGGGCCAUCCAAAGGCGCAUGAACUGAGCGAAGCGUGCCUGCGCACCUUGAGCGGCCAGUCCAGCCAGCCCCCAGGCCUGGGUGACCCGGCUCUGCCCCCACCGCCACCCCAGGUUGCACCCCCUGCCCCACAGCCACCCCAGCCCCCACCGCAGCCCCCUGCACCCACCCCUGCGGCUCCCCCGCCCCCUUCUUCUGUCUCCCCUCCUCAGAAUGCCAACGGCAACCCCACCCCUGCCAGCGCAGCCAAGAGCCCCCUGCUCAACUCGCCCACCGUGGCCAAACAAAUCUUCCCUUGGAUGAAAGAGUCGAGGCAAAACACAAAGCAGAAAACCAGCGGCUCCAGCUCAGGAGAGAGCUGCGCUGGUGACAAGAGCCCGCCUGGGCAGGCUUCAUCCAAACGCGCACGAACAGCCUACACGAGUGCGCAGCUGGUGGAACUGGAAAAGGAGUUCCACUUCAACCGUUACCUGUGCCGGCCGCGCCGGGUGGAGAUGGCCAACCUCCUGAACCUCACAGAACGCCAGAUCAAGAUCUGGUUCCAGAACCGCCGCAUGAAAUACAAGAAGGAUCAGAAGGGCAAGGGCAUGCUAACGUCWUCGGGAGGCCAAUCUCCAAGUCGCAGCCCCGUGCCUCCUGGCGCUGGUGGCUAUCUGAACUCUAUGCAUUCGCUGGUCAACAGUGUCCCAUAUGAGCCCCAGUCACCCCCACCCUUCUCCAAGCCCCCACAAGGCACCUAUGGGCUGCCUCCCGCUUCCUACCCUGCACCCUUACCCAGCUGUGCCCCACCACCACCCCCACCCCCACAGAAACGCUAUGCAGCGGCAGGGGCAAGCGCAGGGGGCACUCCUGAUUAUGACCCGCAUGCUCAUGGCCUGCAAGGCAACGGCAGCUAUGGGACCCCACACUUACAGGGAAGCCCCGUCUUCGUGGGGGGCAGCUAUGUGGAACCCAUGAGCAACUCCGGGCCGGCACUCUUUGGCCUAACUCACCUCCCCCACGCCACCUCAGCUGCCAUGGACUACGGGGCUGCUGGGCCGCUGGGCAGCGGUCACCACCACGCGCCAGGGCCAGGGGAGCCACACCCCACCUACACGGACCUUACCGCCCACCAUCCUUCUCAGGGAAGAAUUCAGGAAGCUCCCAAGCUCACCCACCUGUGAUGGUGGGCUGGGGCUGCGUGCCGGGAGAG
This is a messenger RNA of Urocitellus parryii (Arctic ground squirrel), 2491 nucleotides long. It is a transcript of the gene Hoxa3, whose product is annotated as homeobox A3. Gene Ontology annotation, biological process: anterior/posterior pattern specification; embryonic skeletal system morphogenesis; regulation of transcription by RNA polymerase II. Lineage: Eukaryota; Metazoa; Chordata; Mammalia; Rodentia; Sciuridae. The record is from RefSeq and is a predicted model, not a curated record. Gene Ontology annotation, cellular component: nucleus. Gene Ontology annotation, molecular function: DNA-binding transcription factor activity, RNA polymerase II-specific; RNA polymerase II cis-regulatory region sequence-specific DNA binding.